Eremomyces bilateralis CBS 781.70 is the source of this 2282-nucleotide messenger RNA. RefSeq lists its product as uncharacterized. Gene Ontology annotation, cellular component: cytoplasm; mitochondrion. The coding region runs from base 84 to 2177 and encodes 697 amino acids. The transcript is spliced from 2 exons. Lineage: Eukaryota; Fungi; Ascomycota; Dothideomycetes; Eremomycetales; Eremomycetaceae. Gene Ontology annotation, biological process: aspartyl-tRNA aminoacylation. Gene Ontology annotation, molecular function: aspartate-tRNA ligase activity; ATP binding. The record is from RefSeq and is a predicted model, not a curated record.
CUACAGCAGGUAUCGCAAUAAUCCAUUGGCCAAUGAAUUAAAUAGUCUGUUUAAUCCCCAUCCUGCCGACAGGUCAAGAGCAUAUGUCCCCCUUUAAAAGAGCAUGGAAUACCGCAACUAAGGAAGUCCCCAUUCUUCGCCGAACUUCAGGGGCAUCUGCAAAACGGCGAUUCCCUCGAGUACCACCUUGUCUAUCCUACUUGUCAUGGCACCCAGUAGAGGAACACACAUGCCUGAAUGGCAAAAUAGGGGAGAGAGGAUUCUCCACCGCUCGACAUCUGUUUGAUGAUAAAAACGCUUUCCAAGGGUCCACCUAUUUACGAUCAUUUGAAUUUCCGAUAGCGACCUGCGACAUCAGCGAUUUGUCGAAUUCCCUUAUCGGAACCGAUGUGACCCUCCAUGGCUAUCUCGGCCCAAGAUCCGACCUGUCCAAGAAACUCUCUUUUGCUCCCCUAUAUAGCAAAGACCUGAGCAAGAUUUUACAGGUUGUAUCCGUAGCAAAUGUCUCAAAAGACGGGACUGUUGACCCAUCGGCCCCCCACGCGAUUCUCAGGACGAUUACUCCGCAGAGCCCGGUUACCAUCACCGGGAAGUUGAAGGCUAAGAAGCCUAGCAAAAGCGACUCGUUCGACCAACGCAAAUUCCAAUCUCUCGAGUUGGAGCUGCAGAGGAUCCAGGCGCUAGGUCAAUUCCCCAGUGAUGUCCUCAUUGCUGAAGGGACCAGAUUCCCGGCGGAGGAGCGGAACCUGCAACUUCGUUUCGACUUCGACCUGCAGCGUGCACUGCGGUUUCGCGCCGACGUUACCAAACUGUGCCGGGACGAAUUAGGAUCGAACCAACGAUUCCUCGAGGUCGAGACCCCCAUCCUGUUCAAAUCGACACCGGAAGGUGCACGGGAGUUCUUGGUGCCGACACGAGAACGAGGGCUCGCAUACGCGCUCCCGCAAAGCCCGCAGCAAUACAAACAGAUCCUUAUGGCCAGCGGAAUUCCCAAGUACUAUCAGAUCGCGAAAUGUUUCCGGGAUGAGGAUUUACGUGCCGACCGGCAGCCGGAAUUCACCCAGCUGGACCUUGAGAUGAGCUUCGCAACAUCCGCCGAUGUCAUGAACGGCAUUGAAACAUUACUGACGCGGCUGUGGAAAGAGCUCUUGGGCAUGGACAUCCCCGGACCGUUUCUUCGCAUGCCGUACGACGAUGCCAUGGCUCGCUACGGGUCCGACAAGCCCGACAUGCGUUUCGGGAUGGAGAUUUCUCGAUGCGAGCAUGUGAUUCCGGCGGAUCUGGUCGGCAAAAUCAGCCCCUUGACCAUACCGAUCGUCGAUGCCAUGCGGUUCCAAGUCUCGGACAAUCCCAACGAAACGCGCGCCUUCGCCGCGAAAUUCAUGGAUUCCCCGGAGGCGGUGCCGUUUCUACGAAAUCCCGACGGGCAGCCGGGAAUCUUCAUCUACGACACCACCAAACCGUUGCGUGGUCUCCAACCGCUUGGCUUCGAGGCGGCGGAGACAUUGGAGGAUCAGUGGGACUUGGAGAGCGGAGACCUGGUCAUCAUGCAAGCCCGAGCAAACGCACCGUUGUCCGGCGGAUCGACCGCGAUGGGUCGGUUGCGCCUCGCGUUACACGCAGUGGCUGUCACCACGGGGAUGGUGGAGCCUCCUUCCGGAUUCCAGUUCCUGUGGGUCAAGGACUUCCCGCUCCUCUCGAAAUGCGAAGACGGCGAAGUUGGCCAGGGAAGCAUGACCGGGCUGGCAUCGACGCAUCAUCCGUUCACGGCGCCGAAGACGGCGGACGACGUGGCGCUGCUCGACACGGAUCCAUUGCUCGCGAAGGCGGAUCAUUACGAUAUCGUGGUGAAUGGCGUGGAGCUCGGCGGAGGAAGUCGUCGGAUCCACGAUGCGAAGUUCCAGGAAUAUAUGCUGAAGGAUAUCCUGAAGCUUAGCGAGGCACGGCUUGGGGACUUCAAACAUCUGCUGGAUGUCCUGCGUAUGGGGUGUCCACCGCAUGCGGGCAUCGCGUUGGGUCUCGACCGGCUGGUUGCGGUCAUGCUAGGUAGGAAUUCGGUGAGGGAUGUGAUUGCGUUCCCAAAAACCGGGAGUGGUGAAGAUCCCCUUGUCAAGAGUCCGUCGAGGAUGACGGCCGAGCAGCUCAAGACAUACCAUUUAGCGCUCUCAAAAUCAUGAUAGGGAGACUCUUAGACGGCGUAAAACGUGUAAUCCCAGGGCCAUCGGGAACAGGUCGUCUCUCUGCUCGAUUUGUCUGAUACUGUAUAUAUACUUACAAACACC